AUGAAGUGCCCUUUGGCGAGCAGUCCCACUGCAGCUGAGCUUCUUGAAGCCAGCAAAAAGCUAUACGUAAAAACUGACGUGCUGCAUGACAGCGAAAAAUCGCUGCCGUCUCCCUCAUUGGUCAUUCCUCAUAUCCCAUCGAAGCGAUCCGCGUUUCGAGUAGUCCGUGAACCACUUUCUCCACCGAAAAGUGAAUCAACUCCUCAGCGGAUCGCAAGGACUUCCCCAUCGGAGCAGCAUCUCCUGGUUGAAGCCGACACCCAAACCUCGCGCUCAAUGGUGGAACUAUCAACGGUGGAACCUGAGCAACCACGCCCAAAGCCACGACGAAAGGUACUGCUUAGCGAACCGACUCCUGAUGGACCACAAACUGCCGUCCAUAACCCGAUCUCUAUCGAGGCCUUGCAGAACUCACCAUUGGGAUACAGAAAGAAAGACCCAUCUGUGAUGUUCCCAGUGAUGGAUGAAUCCGAAAGAGAUUUCCUACAGGCUGCUGUACGCCUCACCUACUCGACUGAUGAUGAUGACAGUGCUCCAUCUUCACCAUCCGGUGGACAUCUCUCCGUUGAGAAAUCAUGUUUUCUCUCGUCACCAACCGUUGACAGCGGUCGACCAAACAGUGAUGACGAGGACCGAAGAACCCAGCCAUGCUCGACAAAGUCCCUCGAUGAUGGUUUCUUCGACUCAAGCCUAGUGAAGAAAGAUGAAGAAACCUCGUCCGAAGCGCUCACCUCCAUUUCAAAUCUGCAGAAGGAGGUCGGCGACUAUGCUACAGAAGAAGAAGAUCGUGGUCGUGACGUGAGCGUUCUGGAACGGAACGCACGAGUCAUGAGAUGGAUUCACGGCUGUGGAGUUCUGUCGUCGUAA
Ostertagia ostertagi is the source of this 867-nucleotide messenger RNA. The record is from the annotation of a GenBank genome assembly. Lineage: Eukaryota; Metazoa; Nematoda; Chromadorea; Rhabditida; Trichostrongylidae.